Messenger RNA from Selaginella moellendorffii, 825 nucleotides. RefSeq names its product cytochrome P450 71D11. Gene Ontology annotation, molecular function: heme binding; oxidoreductase activity, acting on paired donors, with incorporation or reduction of molecular oxygen; iron ion binding. NCBI's taxonomy places the organism in Eukaryota, Viridiplantae, Streptophyta, Lycopodiopsida, Selaginellales, Selaginellaceae. The transcript is spliced from 2 exons. The record is from RefSeq and is a predicted model, not a curated record. The annotation marks the transcript as partial.
AUGCUAGAGCUGUCCAAGAAGUAUGGAGAGUUCAUGUUUCUUAAGCUUGGAAGCCUGAACACCCUUGUUGUCUCUUCACCAGAUGCUGCCAAAAUUGUUCUCAAGACUCUCGAUCCUGAGUUUGCAAUGAAGCCCGAGCAUCUGGAAGCAAAGUAUGCUAGCUAUGGUGGACGAGGUAUCAUCUUUGCACAGUAUGGUGAGCAUUGGAGACAAGCCAGGAAGCUCUGCACAGUACAACUGUUGUCAACAAAAAGAGUUGAAUCUGCUGAACCAAAUCGAAAAAUGGAAAUGGGUCUUUUGCUUGCAGACCUGAGAAAAUGUGCUGAAGAUGGUGCUGUUGUGAACUUGACCAACAGACUCUCCGACUUCGCCUUCAACGUAAUGCUCAAGAAGGUCACAGGCAAGAGCCACUCCAGCAGCGCAAGCAGCAGAGAUGAAGAGGAGCAAGCGCGUAGCGUUAAGGAAGGUCUCAUGGAAUUCGUUCGAGAAGGCACUGGAAUGCAUAUUGCAACUUUCUUUCCGUGGCUCAAGUGGGUCGACAAGCAAGUGUACAAACUGGCUACUGUGCACAAGCGUGUUGACAAGAUCCUGCAGAGCGAAAUUGAUUGGCAUCGAGAAAAAUUGGGAAAAUCGCAAGCAAGCAUGCAGCAGCAGGACUUCAUUGAUGUCAUGCUAAUGGAAAGCGACGCGAACGACUGCCGGCAAGCUAGACAUGCAGGAGCACUUUGGGAUGACUGUUGCGAAAGCAGCACCUCUCCAGCUCCUACCAGUGCCACGCUUGCCUGCCCAUGCUCUAGCAAAGCCUGGGAUUUAAUCAAGGUUCAG